GAAUCAGUUACGGUUGAGAGAGAGCUCAACCCAACAUAAGGGACAGAGCUUUUUUUGUUGUUGAGCGCCCAUCAUGGGGGACCCCAAGAUCUGGCUAUUACUUCUUCUGAGCACCAAUGUCUUUGCUCAGAAAGGCAGUGAAAAUGCUGAUGAACAGAUGUCAUCAUGCCCAUUGUCAGCAAGGUUUAAGACCUUUAAGAAAUAUGUGUACCAAUACACAACAGAGAGCAAAAAUGGUGUGACUGGUACAUCCAAACUCAGGAAUGGCCCCAAAGUCACAUGUCAGGUUGAACUCGAAGUCCCACAAGAAUGCAGCUUCGUUCUUCACACAGCGAACUGUGCUCUCAGUGAGGUGUCGGUCAUCGACCCUCAGGGAGAGCCUGUGUAUAGACAGGCCGCAGGAGCUGAUGCCUUCCAGACUGCUAUGGAGAAGAACCCUCUGAAAAUCACAUGGGAGCCGGUCGUCGGGAUACGCCUCUACCCAGAGCCAGAUGAGCCUGUCAACAUCCUGAACAUCAAGAGGGGCAUCAUCUCCGCACUCAACGUCCCUGUCAUGGAGGAGAGAAACAACAUUAUGAACACUGUGCAUGGCCUGUGCAAGACUGACUACACCGUCAACUCCAGGAAGGACAUUGAUACAGAUGUGACCCUCACCAGAGAUCUGUCUCAGUGUGAUCAGUUCCGCAGAAUGAAGCUCCCCAGCAGCCCCCUGGCCCUCCUCCCAAGCCUGCAUGGUCCUUUGUCCAAGCUCAUCAGUAGUACUCAGGACUGCAACUAUCAGUUUGACAACAGGAGAAAGCAUAUGACCAAUGCUGUGUGCACAGAAAAGCACAUUUUUCUGCCCUUCUCACAUGAGAAUAGCGGAAUAUCAUCUGUGGUGACACAGAGCCUGACCUUGAAAGACUCAGCAAAGAUCAACAACAGAGUCGUUGAGGUUGAAACCAGCCGCAAUCAACCCCUUCACAUGGAGUACCCAGAGGACAAGGCUCCUACUCAGACCAAAGAAGCUGUGCUGAGCACGCUGCGAGACCUCAGCGGUCUGUCGAGCACUGACCAGGGCCAGAGGAGGCCAGGUCUCUUCCAGAAACUGGUCUCCGAGCUUCGUGCCCUUAAGAACGAGACACUGAGCCCGGCUGUGGAAGAGAUGAUGGUGGAGGGUGGUAUGCUGACCUGGCAGGCCCUGGCCCAGUGUGGAACACCAGAGUGCACCAGUGCCAUCCUCCAAGUCAUCAGGACGAUGGACAGCAACGCUGUGGAGGGGGAUGCCUUUGUGUACGCCCUUAGCCUCCAGUCGAGCCCUGAUUCCCACCGGGUCAGAGAUAUGCUCAGUGUGGCCCAACACAGGCAGAGCAAAGCCAUUAUGUACGCUCUGGCAAACACAGUAAGGAAGUUCCACCCAGGACAUCCCACCGCUGAGGUCAAAGAUGUGAAAGAGUUCAUGGAUACCAUGUUGGGAGACUGCUCAGGGAAUGAGGAUAUGACUUUCCUGACACUAAGGGUAAUAGGUGUUAUGGGUAAAGCUAUGAAAUCUACCGGUGAUGUCGGUCUGAGCUUGAAGAAGUCCCUCAUGAACUGUGUGCAGAAGGGUGCUUCUCUAUCUGUCCAGAAGGCAGCAAUUCAGGCCUUCAGACUCAUGGACAUCGACCAGGAGGUCAGAGAAAGUCUCUUGGAGGUGUACCAGGAUGCUGAGAACCCCGUCCAGAAACGUGUGGCAGCUUAUCUGAUGCUUAUGAAGAGUCCUGAUGAUGCACUCCUUAGCAAGGUGAUCACCACGCUGAAUGACGAGCAGGACCCACAGGUCAGGAGCUUUGUGGCCUCCCACCUUGACAACAUCCGGCACUCUGAUGAUCCCAAACGCAGCAGUAAACAGUAUAUCGAGGAGGCAUUGCAAGACCAUCAGCAUCCUGCUAACCCCUUCACCACAAUGUCCCGCAACUACAAAAUGGACACUGCCAUGGGCUCCAUGAAGGGCAACAUGAUAUUUGAUUCCACUGACUCCCUGCCAAAGGAAGUCCUGCUGGAGACCACCCUCAAAGCCUUUGGGUACAAUAGUGAUAUGUUAGAGGUUGGUAUUGAAGGUAAUGGAUUUGAAGCGAGACUUGAGGCCCUUUUUGGAGAGCAGGGUUUCUUCCCUGACUCGGUCUCCAAGGCCAUGUACUGGGCGGGUCACAAGAUGCCAGACUCGGUCAAGCAGGUGCUGGAGAACUGGAUCCCCCCCUUGAGGAGUGACAGAAGGAAAAGACAGGUCCCACAGGACCUCAUGAGAGACAUUGGACAGAACUUCCAAAAGCUUGUCAGGGAACUUCGCUCUCAAGACUCCCCUGAGGCUAUGGCAUACCUAAGGAUUCUUGAAAAUGAAGUUGGAUACAUCAAGUCGAGUGAGAUUGAACACAUGGCCCAGAGCCUAGCCAUGUACUCUGAGGUGUUCUUCAAGAUCAUGCCUCUUAAGGUCAUGCAGUCUCUAAUGUCGAGCACUGACAACGAGCUUUAUGCCCACUAUAUCUUCCUGGAUGAGAGCUUUUCUCUGCCCACCGCAUCUGGCUUACCCCUGAAAUUCUCCUUGUCUGGUGUCUUUGCCCCUGGAGCCAAGGGAGGUCUGAGCUUCUCCCCUGGCAUGCAGCAGCUGUCUUUCAUGCCAUCUGUCGGUGUGGAGUUUAUUACGCAAAUGGGCAUCCAAAUUCCUGAGUUUGUGCUGGCUGGCAUUGAGAUGCACACCAACAUGUACCAUGAGAGUUCCCUGAACACCAAAGUCACCAUUAGCAGAAAUGAGAUCAAACUCUCCAUCCCUGCACCCAAGGGAACCACUCAGCUUUUCAGUGUCAGCAACAAGCUGAUGUCAUUGUCCUCCACCCAGACUAAGAUGGUGCCGUCGAUAGGGGAGGGUAUGACAGACUCCACUGAAUGCCAGCCCCUGUUUACUGGUAUGAAUAUCUGCACAACACUGCGUUACACCAAUGCAAGCUCAACAGAUGAUGCUCCGUACUACCCCCUUACAGGGGAGAGCAGGCUUGCUGUGGAGAUCCAACCAACAGAGGAGGUAACAGAAUACACUGCUGCCAUUACUUCUGAAACUCUCAGAGAGGGUAAGGAGGGACGCCAGAAAGUGGACUCUCUGAAGCUAACCCUGAGGGCGUCAGGUUCUGAGCCCACAGAGGCGACCGCAACACUGAAGUACAACCGGAACAAGAACACUCUGACCACUGAAGUCCAUGUCCCUGAUUAUGACAUUGAGGCAGGGAUUAAGCUGGCAGUCACAGACAGCAAUGUGAAUGGGAAGAAGAUACGUGGCAUCACCUUAGAUGUGACCAACCACAAUAUUCCACAGUUGUCUCUAGUUGGUCGUGCCAGACUUGAGUCCAUGGAAAAUGGAAUGCUGCAAGUCCAGAUGACCAUCCCGGCCCUAAGUUCAGAUGCCUCUGCUACUGCAACCCUGAAGAACACCGAUGGUCUAGUCAUGCAAUUAGAGACAGCAGUCAAUAUUCCAGAGACUUCCUCCAUGCAAACAGUCAUUGUGAGAUAUGAUGACAACAAGUUUGAGGUGGAGAUGAAGUCUGACCUGAACUCUGAGAUCCCAAAACUCAUCCCAAACACAGAAGAUUACCAGAGGGCGCUACAAAAGUUAAUUGAUGACAUACUAGAUCAGAAGGUGGCUAAGACUGAUAUGAAAGUGCGGCACAUUGUUACCAAAGCCAUUGAGGCAUGCAACAUUUGGCUGGACAAAGUUGCUGGAAGAAACAAGAGAAUCCUUGCAGAACUCACUCUACCCACCGUGCCUGAGAAACUGUUCCUUCAAUCUGACAGUUUAUUCAGAUACGAGUUCAACCAGAACAAAAUGGCAAUCUCCCUUGUUUUGCCUUUGGGAGGAAAAUCCUCUGAGGAGUUAAACAUUCCCGCUACCCUGUCCAUUCCUGCCAUUGAUGUUCCUGAAAUAGGUUGGAUGGUUCCUGCCAAUGAGAUCCAAAUCCCAACUUUCACCAUACCUCGCUCUUUUGACAUCGUGCUGCCCUUGCUUGGCCUUGCUGAGGUGACCUCCAAAGUAAACAGCAACUUCUACAACUGGGAGGGAUCCAUCUCCGGGGGCAACAACACUGUUGAUGUUCCCAGCUAUAUUGCUCAUUUUAAAGUCAAGGCUCAGUCUCCUAUCAGCCCACUCGCCUACAGACUUGAAGGCACAGGCAUGAUUUCAGGAACAGUGGAAGAUAAUCUGAAGUACCUAGUCAACGGGUCCCUGAGCCACAGUUUCAUCGAUGCCAGCUUCAGUGUCUUUGAAACCUUGAGCGUUACAGACAAACUGAAUGCUAAGGCCAACUACAAAAUUGAAGCCUCAAGUCCUCUGGGCCUGCAGACCUCUCUGUACUACUCAGCAAUGUCAGAAUCCACUUCUGAAGAGGUCACAGGGGAUGGUAGCUUGGAUGGAACCAUCAGAGUGGGCUCAUGGAAAGCUGACUCCACCUACAGACAUAACUAUGCCAUUCGCCCCCUCGAUAGAGAAGGAAGAGGAGAGUCCAAUCUGCGGGUGAACUCCCCACUUAUCCAGGCUCAGAACAUGAUCAAGGGAGUCUUUGCCAAUGACGAGUUGUCCAUUGUGUCCAAAACCAAUGUGCAGGACGAUGCUCUCAAGCAUGUGGCAGAGCUCAAGUACAAGGAUGGCCAACUAUCUCUAAAAUGUGAUGCUGUUUCCAAUGCCCUGGGCAAUAUACUUAAGAACAAAGUUGAACUUGGAAUCUCCAGUGAGGUAAUCAUUCUGAGAGUUGAGUCCCAGGCUGAUGAUGCAACAAACCAGGCUUACUCCCUUCUCACAGGUUCCCUGAACAUGGACGGUCUUGAAGUCAACUCUGAAGGCUCCCUUACCGUUAAAGGAGGCCGUGGAUUGCAUAAGGCCACUGUGUCAGUGAACAGAAAUGGCCUGGUUAUCAGUGGCACCAACAGCCUGCAGUGCAGUCCCUUGACGUUUGAGAACAUCUACAAUGGGGGCAUAGAUAGUAGUGGAGCCUCCCUGACCUCCACGACCAAAGGAAUGGGUGAAGACAGCAGAGCCGAGCUAAGCUUUGAGGGCAGAAUAUCAAGUACUGAGGCUUCUCUAGGCAGUGCCUUCAGAGGCAACGCCUAUGAUUCAAACGCAAGAAGUACAACAAACCUGGUAUUGAACAGGCAGGGUUUAAUCUUCUCCAACAACAUGAAGGGAUCUCUGCAGAACAUGAAGACAGAAAACACCCAUAGUCUGACUCUCACAUUAUGGACCCUGGCCUUCCGCUCUAAGACAGAUAACUCCAUCUGUGAGGACGCCUCCUACAAGCAUGAUAUAAAGGUUGACGUGAAGCCUUUUGUUACCUCCAUUGACAUUAAAAAUUAUCUCAAGCUCUUUGACGUCCGUAUGAACAAUGAAGGCCAGUUAAAAAUGGAGCCUACCAAGCUGAACCUGAGUGGAAGUUUAAGAGGAGCCUACAGAGACGAACAUGAGCUCAGACACACUUAUGAACUAAACUAUGCUGACCUAGCUGGCGCUCUGAAAUGUAGUACAACUGGGAAGAUAAUGGAUGCACAGAUGAGCCACAACUGUGAAAUUGAGAUUGCAGGACUGACCUCCAAGUCUAACUGUGAGGCAAGGAUAAACUCAGAAUCAUUACAUUUUGUCAGCACUAUUCGCACCUUGGCACUGCCAUUUAGUGUCACUGUCAAUGCCAUAAUCAACAGUGAUGGUGAGGUGGACCUGUUUGGGAAGCACACUGGGCAGCUCUACAGCAAAUUGCUUGUUAAAGCAGAGCCUCUUGCACUUGCUUACUCACAUGACUGCCGGGCCACAACCACACAUAUGCUGGAGAGUUGGGAAUCUGCUGCUCACCUGGAUAACAAGUUUGAUGGUCUUCUAACACCCAGUGAACAGUCAUUAACCUGGAAAACUAAAUCCAAUUUUGACAACCACGCUUAUAAUCAAGACGUCAGCACUUACAACAAUGCUCAGAUGCUUGGAAUUGAGUUUGAGGGAAUAAUAUCUACAAACCUUUUAAAUGAGGCUGGAGUGUGUGGAGACCAAAGGUCAGAGAAGGAAAACCAAGAAUUCAGUGUCUCCGGUUUCCUGAAGUAUGACAAGAACAGUAACUCACAUAUCAUCGAGCUUCCCUUCAUUAAAAGCCUUCCUGCUGCUUUUGAUCUCCUCAAGACUGCUGUUGUCAGUGCUCUGGAGGCCAUGCAACAUUAUAUCAUCAGCUUAGACAUUAACCAGCUAAUUGGUGAGCUAAGAGUCCAUUUAGACAAUCUGCCGCAGCAAGUCAGUGACUUCAUGACAGAGAUUGAUUUGGAGAACAAAGUGACUGAUGUCAAAGAGAAACUGAUUAUUUUGACACAAGAGUAUGCUGUGACACUGGAAGACUUGGAAGCCUCUGUGGAGAAUCUUAAGGUGAACAUUGAAAAAACGCUAUUUGAUAUUGCAACCAAAAUCAGAGACCUGAUUGCGACAGUCAGGGGCAGCAUUGAGAGGGGAGACUUGUCAGACGCCAUUUCAAAUGUCCUCUCACAAAUUAGAAAUAUGCUUAAGGAUGUUGAUUACCAUUUUAAUAUCAGAGAAACAAUUGUCAUAGUCAUUGAUGCAAUUGAGGAUGUCAUCAGACAGAUUGAUCUACAGAAGCUAGGAGACAGCAGUGUUGCCUGGUUGGGGGACAUUGAUAGUAGAUUUAGAAUCAAAGAAAAACUUCAAGAUAAAAUUAGUGAAUUGAAACAGGUUAUUGAGACCUUUGAUGUCACAAUGUUUUUCCAGAAUCUGAGGGACUACACCCUCUCAAUCAACUUUGACUUUACUAAAUAUGUGGAGCAGCUAACUGCUAAGAUUCCCACUGAGCAGAUGGCCAGGGUCCUUGAAUCUAUAAAGGAUGUAAUUGUCAACUGGAUUGAAGAAUAUGAAAUUGCAGACAAAAUCAAUGCUAUGUAUUCUUAUAUCAGAGAUCUGCUUCUCAGGUAUGAGUUUGACAAGAGAUUUGAAAUAUUCAUGGAUCAGACUGUAGUACUCAUCAAGGAAUUCCGAAUCCAAGAAACUGUGCAGUCACUGGUUGAUGCUUUGAAAUCUAUAGACGUUGAACUCAUAUAUGACAACGUUAUGCAACUACUGGAUGGGUCUGUAAAUCAGUUCAAAUCAAUUGACUUCAAGCAAAGUAUUGAUGAGCUAAAGGAAUACAUUUGCUCAGUCAUCAAGAUUAUAAAGGAAUUUGAUUACAAUGUGUUUGUUGAUGAUGCUAACCAGAAGAUCAGUGAACUAACAAGUUAUGUUAAUAAUCAGAUUGAAGCCUAUGGAAUUGCACAAAAAAUAGAGGCCUCCAGAGAAUUUGUUAGAAAGAUCCAGGGUUCUAUCUUCAAAUACUUGGAACAACUCAAAGAGACAAGAAUUGCAGAAGUUGUGAAGAUGAUGAAAGAUGUGAUUGACACUACAGCCUUCAACGAUAUAAAGACGAUUGUACAGCAAGCUCUUCAAGACAUGAGAGAUAGAGUUGAUGGCAUGAACAUUAGAGAGGAGAUACUCAUAUAUCUGCAAAGGGCAAGUGACUCCUAUACGAACAUGGUUGCCUACAUUUCUGUUCAGUUCAACAAACUGAUUGAGGAAAUCCGCAGGGUGGCUGAGGACCAAGAUAUAUUAAACCAGAUCAGUCAGGCUGUGGAUGGUAUUCUGGAUGCACUGAAGAUAGCAGAUGUUGAGAUUCCCUCUUUUGUAGUGCCUCUCACUGACCUCGUAAUUCCCGCCAUCCAAAUCAACCUGAACAGGCUGCAGGACAUAAGCAUUCCGGCUCAAAUCUCAGUCCCUGAGUUCACCAUCCUGAGUUCUUACACUGUCCCAGCUAUGAACAUAGAUUUUGAGGAAAUCAAACAACAAAUAAUUGCAUUCAUCGACCAAGUAAGAGAAUAUGAGGUUCCAAUGCCUCCACCCGAAGCCAUCUUUGGAGACUUGAGAGCACUUUACUUAUCCGACCUCCCAGACUUGACCUUCCCAGAAAUAACUAUUUUAGAGAUCAAGCUUCCAGCCAUCAACCUCCCUAAGUUGAAUCUGGAUAACUUUGAAAUCACAAUGCUUCCAAUUCCGGAGUUAAAGUUCCCUCAGGUCCACAGUGAAGUUCAAAUUCCUGCUUUUGGCAAGCUCUAUGGCGAGUUUAGAGUGAACUCCCCCCAUUACACUCUUGUGACAGUAGCCUCAUUAGAGAACUCAACAACAAUUAAUUUGAAUAGAGAUGCACCAGAGACUUCCAAGUUCACAGCCACGCUUACUUCUCAGGCCAAAUCAGCCUGUGAAUUCCUUGACUACUCCUUGGAUGCCACUGCUCGUCUAGAAGCUUCUCAGAUGGAAACAUUGGUGUUUACUGAGACUGUGAAUGUCACCCACAUGGUCUUCUCUAUAGAUCAUGAGGGAUCACUGACUUUCAGCGCACCCUCUGCAGAAGCAACAGCAAAGACCACUGCUAAGGCCACUACUGAGAUGUACACAGCUGAUCUGGUGAACAACAUUGCACUGUCCCUAAAGAGUGGAAUUUCUGCAUCAAUAGACACUACCUACAGCCACAACUUGAACAUCCCAGCUGUUGAAACUUCAAGCCAAGCCACAAUGACCCAGACUGCAGCAGCCAGUCUUGACUCUGGUAUUAUUUCUGUGACUGUUCGAAAUGAAGGAAGUGGAAAGUGGUCAAUUCAAGACUACUCAGAUGAAGGCACACACAAAAACAAUCUAGAAUUCAACAUCAAUGUUAUCACUGCGAAAUUAACCUUUGUUGGAGAAACUGAAAGCAAGGUCUUGAAAAUGAAACAAACCAUGAAUGCUGAAUCUGUCAUUUUCAGCCACUUCACUGUUGAUGCCAGGGCUGAGACAGAACUUCCUUUCGUCAAGAGCAGUAUUGUGGUUUUAAAUGGAGAUGCCCAUGUGGGAGACCUAAAGAUUGCACUGACAGCCUCCCACAAUGCAGAGCUUGUGGGAAGAAUGAGUGGAACCAUAUCUAACACUUUUGAAUUUUUGGCCCGUCCUUUUGAGCUUGUCCUAGAUUGCAAAAACGAAGGAAAUUCAAAGGUUAUCUUCCCAUUGAAACUCACAGGAAAGUUUGAUCUCCAAAAUGAAUUUGGUGUGAUACUUAACUCUGAAAUGCAGCGCGCCUGCUGGGCUGGCUUAGCUCGAUUCAAUCAGUACAAGUACUAUCAUAAUUUCACAGUGGACAACAAUCAGAAAGACAUUGGAAUCUAUGCAGCAAUGAACGGUGAAGCCAAUGUUGACUUUUUGACCGUUCCCCUCACCAUCCCUGAGAUGACAGUGCCUUAUCUUAGAUUGAAAACACCUCACAUUCAAGAACUUUCUCUUUGGGAGCAUGCUGGCCUCAAGGAACUUCUAACCACCCCUAGGCAAUCAUUUGAAAUGAACCUAAAGCUUCAGUAUCAGAAGAACCCUGACAUGCACACCAUUGAUUAUGACCUACAACCCUUCUACAAUGCAAUUAGUAAUUUAGACAUUUUUAGGGCUCACUUUGAGUUAGGGAGAAACAAACUUGUAAACCUUCUGACAACCUCUUACAAUGAAGCCAAGACACAUUUUGACAAAUAUAAGAUUGACACAUCCAACCAACCUCCCAGGUUUGUCACAGUCCCCGGAUACAAAAUACCCAUCCUGCAUAUUGAAGUCUCUAGCUUCAGAGCAGAGUUACCUGCAUUUGGCUUUUUCAUCCCUAAGGAGGUCAGUACACCAGGUUUUAAAGUUCCAACAAUGGGUUUUUCUGUGCCAUCUUAUACCCUGGUGCUGCCAUCUCUGGAGCUGCCAGUCUUACAUAUUCCUGAGACAUUGAGUGAGCUGUCCCUUCCCUCAUUCACACUACCUGCCAUUCAGAACAACAUCAUGAUCCCUGCCAUGGGCAACAUGACAUGCGAUUUCUCUUUCAAGUCCACUGUGAUUACCCUGACUGCUAAUGUAGGCCUCUAUAACCAGUCUGACAUUGUUGUCCGAUUUGGAGCUUCCUCAACUUCUACGUUUGAUAUUCUAAAAGGUAAACUUGACGGGUCUACCAGCCUGACAAGGUCAAGGGGUUUAAAACUUGCCACUGCUCUGUCCUGGGAGCACAAGAACACAGAAGGCAGCCACGAAUGUACUGUUAGUCUCUCUAAAAGGAACAUGGAAGCUAUUCUGGCAACUGUUGCAAGAGUCAACCUUCCCUUUGUGAGUCUGGAAUUGAGUCAGGAACUUCUUGGAAAUACCAAGACAAAACCAAAUGUAGCCUCCAAGAUUAAACUAAAAUACAUGCUUAAUAUGCCACUGAUUGAGGCUGUAGGCAAGGGGAACAUUGAUCAAAACGUGGCAUUGGAGGGACUUACAUCUUAUGUCUCACUGGAGACCUCUACCAAAGGAAAAACUGACAUAACAGUAAAAAGGAUUGUUUACUAUGGAGCUAUAGACAACGAGGCUAACGUUUACCUAAACGCAAAUGGCUUGCGAUCCACAGUGAAAACUGACCUAGACUCCAACCUUGUUCACGAUAAGGUUACCAUAUUGAAUCUGAACAUCAAUAACAACCUAGCUCUUGAGGCAUUUCUGAGGCGUGUGUAUGCAACUUUGAAUUACACCUGCAACAAUAUGGUUAACAUUGUUUGGGCAGGGUUUGAUACAAAUGGGAAACACUCUGUUAAAGCAAACUUAGACUUUGUUCCUCUAACAACGGUGACAGCUAAGGUAGACAUUGGUGCAACCCAGCCAUUCAAUUACAUGGAUCUUCCAGGUGACGCAGGAGUGGAUCAGAAAUGUUAUCUUUCCAUCACUGCAGAUAAGCAGACAUUCAGCUGGAGUGGCAGAGAGCAACUUGCCUCUGUUGUACAUUCCUGUGACUUACUUCUGUCAAAUGAUGAGGCUGAAGUGAAGAUAGAUAUUGCUGAAUCUGUGGAAGGAUCUCUUGCUUUCCUGAAGUCUGUCCGGCUCCCUGUCUACCAAAAGACUAUUUGGGAUGUGCUUAAGUUAGAGCAGGUCUCCAGAAUGGAUGAAAUGCAAUUCCUCAAUCUGUCCACUACUGUAGUUUACACAAAGAACAAAGAGGGACUAAUUUUCACUUUACCAUCCAAAUUAUUUGAGAACGGGGUCACCUUCAAUAUCCCAGAAUUGACACUAGCAGUGCCUAGCUGGGUGAAAGAGAUCCCAAAGGCUGUAAGGACGAUUGACAUGCGAUUCCAAAAUAUUGAUCUCCCAGAUCAGGUCUCGGUGCCACCUGUCAUCCAUGUUCCAGCUUUUGAUGUACCCUUCACCACUCUCCAUGUGCCAGCCUUCUCAAUUGAUUUGAAGAAUUUGGAGAUCCCUACGAUGAUAAGCACCACUGGCUUUGACAUCAUGCUGCCUGGUCUGCCCAAGGUGGAAAUUCCCAGUUUUGAUAUUGAUAUAGAGUUGCUACAGAACAGAAUGUCCUUCCUGUCAGUGAAGCUGCCACAGUAUGAAAUCAUUAUCUCAUCAUUUACCUUCUCCAAGUCCAUUACCAUUGGUGAGCACACCAUUAAUUUGGAUGAGAUUGCUAGUCAGAUUUCCAACUUUGAAAUGCCAACCAUUACCAUCCCAGAACAGAAGAUUGAAAUGCCUGAAAUCUCCCUGAACUUGCCUGUAAGUGUGUUUAUCCCAGCCUUCGGUGCCCUUUCCACCACUGUGAAGGUGUUAUCCCCAAUUUACAAUGUGACAUCAACUGCAAACCUGGAAAACAAGGAGUCCAACGUUGUCACUUCACUGAAGUCCAUCUGUACCUCCACUAUGAUCUUCCUGGAGUAUGACCUCGAUGCCACCGCCACUCUUCGUUUUGAGAACGGAGCAGUCCGCAUGAAUGGGAAAUGCAACUUGGUUCACAGUGACAUGAAUGUCAACUGGCAGCAUGUCUUCUCACAAAAUCUCAGGAUGAAACGGCAAGUCUCUCCUGAUGCUAUUGUAUCUCGUCAUACUUUGAAUGUGGAUAUCACCAGCCCAACCUUUGUUGAUGUGAGCUUCCGCUAUGCUUCCCGCAAGGAUGGCAUCACCACUUCCAUGGCUUCCCCAUCGAUUGGUUUCCUCGGAUUCCUUUUUACUUGGAGGUCACCUUCACAAGUGUACGGAAAAGUGUUCAGUCGCUACCUGUCUAGCCCUGAUAAGGAUACGGACAUUGUGAGUGUCAAAGCCACUCUGAAGAACUCUGAGAAGUUAAGUUUCCAGGUUGCCUGGAACAUGAAUACCAUGCAUGACACCAUCGAAGGGCUCAAAGAGCGGAUGCCUGCCAUCACAGAUGCGCUGCUCAAGUUCAUAAACAAGUAUCACACAGCUCACUUUGGCUUCAGUGUAAACCGUGCCUCCAUUAAGCUGAAGAACUCUGUCUCCAACAUUAUUGAGAAAGCCUAUCAUGAGGUCCCAUUGGGUUUUGAUACACUACAGAAUUCUAUGAGAGAGAUGUUUAGGAUUGCAGCUGACAGUAUGCCGUCUAUCGACAUCACUGAACUGCUUAACAGUGUUCUUAUGUUCUUGCGUGAGACUAAAUUUGCUCUGCCCGGAAUAGAGGAGAGACUUUCUGGACAGGAGCUCUACGAGAGGGCCAGUCGCUCUGUGUCUGCAACCAUUGACUGGGCUGCCCAAAGGUUCUCAAAUCUCAUGGAGACCAUAACUGAUAUAAUUGAAAGUUUAAUUAAAGGCGUUCAGUUCACAAUCCCUGGUAGCAAUGUAGUGGUCAACGGAAACAAGAUUGUUGCCAACCUGAGGUCUGUCAUGAGUGCCAUCCAGGAUGAGAUGACCAAGGUAGUGAGACACUUGGAGGACGUGAGUCUGGAGGACCUGAUCCAGAAAGUUCAUAACCUCCUGCAGCUAUGUUUCCAGAGGACAGCAGAGUUCAUCGCCUCUCUGAAGACACAAGACCUGAAGAAAAUGUUGCGUUCUCUUGAGCGUGACAUGUACGUAACAAAAUCUAAAGCUGGUGAGUACAAAGAUACUGCCAAAAUAAAGAUCCAGGAAAUCUAUAACGAGGUUACAGUGGAUCGUGUGAACAAUGACCUCAAGGAGCUUGUCGAUUUUUUCCAGUCUCACUUUUAUGGGGGAUUCAAUGAAUUGAUCUACCUAAUGGAGCAAGCAUCGCAAAGCACAGCUCCAUACAUAAGAGUAACAUUGAAAAAGAUGGACAUUGAUGUUCCCCUUCCCUUCUUUUGGAAGUCUUUCAGUGAGUGGCCAACACAGAUAAGGCAGUGAGUGAGCGAGCAAUGCUUAUUACCACCACUUGAAUAAGAACAGCUAACUAAAUGUACUUUUCUAUAUGAAAAGAAAACACUAUACUAAGCACAUGAGGUUGGUGGCACCUUUAUUGAGGAGAACGGGCUUGUGGUAAUGGCUGGAGUGGAAUCAUUGGAAUGGUAACAAAUACAUCAAACACAUGGUUUCUGUAAUUGAUGCUAUUCCAUAUGCUCCAUUCCGGCCGUUCUCCCCUCUGCAGCCUCCUGUGAUACUAACAUAUACUUUAUGUUUGAGCUGUGACUUUGCUAUGUGGAAAACCCAAAAAUAUUAUACUAACAAAUAUACAUUAUAUUUGAGCUGUUAUUAUAUAUCACUGUGUUUCAUUUUUUUUAAAGCUAGUUUUUUUUUUAUGCCUGAACAAUCAUCUUUUUGAUGACCAUGUUAAUUGAGACAAUAAAGAGAAUUUUUACAGUUAUGGUCAACAACA
Molecule: messenger RNA, 13649 nt
Organism: Oncorhynchus keta (chum salmon)
Lineage: Eukaryota; Metazoa; Chordata; Actinopteri; Salmoniformes; Salmonidae
Gene: apoba
Product: apolipoprotein Ba
Exons: 29
Coding region: 74-13180 (4368 amino acids)
Biological process (GO): triglyceride mobilization; cholesterol homeostasis; lipoprotein transport
Cellular component (GO): mature chylomicron; low-density lipoprotein particle; very-low-density lipoprotein particle
Molecular function (GO): low-density lipoprotein particle receptor binding; cholesterol transfer activity
Source: RefSeq, a predicted model, not a curated record